Messenger RNA from Aspergillus glaucus CBS 516.65, 1099 nucleotides. RefSeq lists its product as uncharacterized. The record is from RefSeq and is a predicted model, not a curated record. The transcript is spliced from 4 exons. Bases 1 to 1053 code for a protein of 350 amino acids. Lineage: Eukaryota; Fungi; Ascomycota; Eurotiomycetes; Eurotiales; Aspergillaceae.
AUGUCGAUCAAACGAAGAAGACGCCUUUCAAACAACAGCCGAUGGACAGAGGAGGAAAGGAACAAUCUCUGGCGCCUGCGUCAACAGAACCUGGGGAUCAAUUGGGAGGAGUUCAACGAUCGCUUCUUUCCUCUUCGUACCAAGGCGGCUCUCACGAAGGCUUAUUCGGAUUUGAAAAUACAACGCACGUCCAGCAACUCCAAUGACGUUUCCCAAAACAACAAACGCAAGAACCCCGCCGGAGAGGCGAUGAAGCCGAAACGACGACUGAGCGCUUUUGUUGUGUCCGAUGAAGAGUCCAAAUCUGUCUCACUGACAGAAGAGAGUGAUAUUGGAGACAGUGAUACCGAAGAUUCUGACGCUGGAGAUAUCCCUUACGACGAUGGUUUGUCGAGACAGACACUCUAUAGACCACCACCCUCGAACCCCCCCAAUCGUAACUCCAGCGCUCUCUCGAUCGUGAAGGCUCCCCGGUUCACCGCUAAAAGAACGGGUCCCAGUCGUCUUCCAGCAGCAAAGUCGACGAAUCCCGCGAUAAGGCCCGUCAAAGUCCAGAACUCAUCUAACGGCGGUACUGCGGCUGCUCCAUCUGCCACUAGGACUAAACGUACUCAGAUCCUACCGGCCAAUUCAAAACCGACUCAUGGUCCUGGACCACAACCCACAUCUACCAAGAGCACGAAUCAACCUGCUGCGGACGCUGCACCAGAUGUCACUGAUGAAUCAUACACACUGCUCUCCCGAAGCUUCCACUAUGCAGCCAAUAUCUUCGCACAGUAUCCGCAGGUGACAGCUCGAGCAGAGAAAGCAGAGAAAGAAAACGCAGAGAAAGACAGACUCAUCAAAGAGCUGCAGUCGUCACACGAAGCCGAAGUGUCUGAGUUGCGAGAUCGCUUGGUCACUCAGAAUAAGAUGCUGAGUGAGCAGGUAGCUGUGAUUGAACGCUUCCAGAUGCGACUCAAGGCAAGUGAAAACCAAGCAAGUCAUGUUCAGAAUCUGGAACGCGAGUUGGCAGGAUUGAAAAGGGACCUUUACUCCGAAGCUCAAGAUUGAAAGCCUCUACAGGGAAGACUAAUACGUAUUAUACUAAGCAACACAC